AUGGCAAAGAAAGGACGCCGGGCGCAACGCGGCGCGAGGAGAGGCAGUGGCCGCGGUAGCCGCCAGCAGCCGCCUGCGGCGCGCAGUGCCCGUCCGCACGGCGAGUUCAGCGAGCUGAUGGACCUGCAGGCCGGCCACAUGGCCCGGGAGGUCGAGUUCACGGGCCGUCACCGCGAGGAGACGCUGAAACGGCCGCUGCGCAAGCUGCCGAUGGAGUUCGUCAAGGCGCGCGAGGUGUACGACCCGCGCCAGCUGCUGAAGGGGGUGCGAGGAAUGCACCUGGAGGGGGACGAGCAGACAGAAGAGGAGGGACAGACGCUAAUAGAGGAGGAGGAGGAGGAGGAGGAGGAGGGAGGGCCGGGAGAGCCCGACGAGAGCGAAAGUGCGCAGGAAGCUGACUCCCCCCGCGAAACCCACGGAGAGCUGCCCGAGUCCGACGACGCGGGCGAGGCGAUAUACGACAUAGACAACGACGCGGGCUCGUUCAGGGAGUCGGACGCCUCCUCCGCUGAAGGCCCGGUGCCGUUCGGCUACGACGCCGACGACUACGCGUUCAACGUGGAUCUCGUGCGCAUCGACAACGUGCGCUACGGCGCGGCCACCACGCAGUACUUCGCACGCUGCGCGUUUCUGGAAGACGAGACGCAGUGGUUCGACAGAGACGACCUCGCGGAGCUGCUCGUGGACCACGGGCUGCCGGAACACCGUGUGGCCGCGUUUUUCGAGUACGCGACCGAGCAUCUUCGCGAGCCGGAGCCGCUGCCGGAGCCGGCCUCGAGCGACGACGACUCUGACGGGUCUGGCGUCGACGACAUGGUGGCGUUCUACUCGUCGCGCGUGAUCAACGACCCGAUCGAGCUCGCGGAGCCGACGGCGUCGCUGCAGACGACCGGCAAGGGCCGCAAGAAACGGCUGGUGCUGGAGGAAGACAUGGACGAGGACCUGCGGCAGACGCUUCUGGAGAGUUUUUCCAGGCGGCACCGGUCAAAGGAGAAGCCGCGCAGCGUCGCGAACGGCACCGGCGAGCUGCUGGCCAAGUACCCGUUUGAGCUGCACGUGCGCGACAUGAAGCACGAGUACGACCUUUUCUACCACGACGCGAGCCGCGAGACGCUGCAGUGGCCGCCGCUGGACCCGCACGGGCUGCGCACGCUGCGCAAACUGGCCGAGUGCUACCACCUCAAGCCGCGCAGCCUGGGCAACGGGCCGAAGACGCACCUGGUGGCGAUCAAGACGAAGCACACGUACAAGCGGGUACCGGACUACUCGCAGGUUGCGCGGAUCAUGAAGCAGCGGCCGAUUUUCCGGCGCACAGACGUGCACCUGUCGAAAGACGAGAUCAUGGAGCUGAAGAACAAGCGCAAGAAGAGCAGCAAGGAGCACGGCCAGGGCCGCAAGUGGGCGCCGCGCGAGGGCGACGUGGUGGCGGCGGCGGCGCCGGAGAUCAGCGCGGACAACGUGGGGCGGCAGCUGCUCGAGAAGAUGGGGUGGCAGAAGGGCAGCGCGCUGGGCAGGACCAACAGCGGCAUCACCGAGCCGAUCCAGGCGACGGUGAAGCUGACGAAACAGGGCAUCGGCAGCGCGAGCACGCAGAAGUAG
Messenger RNA from Ogataea haglerorum, 1599 nucleotides. RefSeq lists its product as uncharacterized. The transcript has a single exon. The record is from RefSeq and is a predicted model, not a curated record. Bases 1 to 1599 code for a protein of 532 amino acids. Gene Ontology annotation, molecular function: nucleic acid binding. Lineage: Eukaryota; Fungi; Ascomycota; Pichiomycetes; Pichiales; Pichiaceae.